ACUAGCCAGGCUCGCUAGUUACCCAGUGACCAUUGAAGUGGUUGUGCGGUGCUUCACUUUCUCUUUUUUUUUUCUAUAGAAAACACUAUAUUGAUACCAUAAAAUAGUUCAAACAUAGGUCUACAACAUGUCGCGACUGCCACUGAGUAUUCAAGCAAUAGAGUCCACUUGCUGUGUCAAUGUUCCCACGCCUAAGAAGAAAAUUGCAUAUUCAACAUGGAUGUGGAUUUUGACCUACUUGACAUACUGCUCCUACCAUCUUUCCCGAAAGCCUAUAUCUGUUGUGAAGAAUGUCCUCAACCAGAACUGCUCGAACAUGACUUCUCCAUUUCAGACAAAUGAUUCCCACUGGUGUGACUGGAAGCCCUUUGAUGGUGACGAUUCAGCAACACUAUUGGGCACUGUUGAUUCAUCUUUCUUAUUUGCCUAUGCUGCUGGCAUGUUUAUCAGUGGGAUCAUUGCUGAGAGGGUUGACCUGCGCCUCUUCCUCUCAUUUGGCAUGAUAUUUUCUGGUAUCUUCUGUGGCAUGUUUGGACUUGGUCAUGCAUUUGGCAUCCAUCAACUUUGGUUCUACAUAUUGGCACAAAUUCUGUGUGGAUUAAUGCAAACUACAGGAUGGCCAGGCGUUGUAACAGCUUUAGGAAAUUGGUUUGGCAAAGGGAAGAGAGGUUUGAUCUUUGGCAUUUGGAACUCUCAUACAUCUGUAGGCAAUAUUCUUGGUACCCUGAUUGCUGCAGCAUUUGUAACUAAGAACUGGACACUAUCAUUCAUCAUCCCAGGAAUAAUUAUUGCUUCAGUAGGAGUUUUGGUGCUUUUCUUCAUGGUUCCUGAGCCAUCAUUUGUUGGCCUUCCCAACCCUAAUAUGAAGAAAGAUCCCGAGGGAGUUUCUCCCCCACCAAGAAGACGUAUGAGAGCAGAUCAUACAUGGGCAAGUGAAGAGACUGCUGCCCUGCUCGACGAUGAUUCACCUAAUGUAUCUUAUAUUGAGAAGGAUAAGAAAAUGGAGUCUGAGCUCAUAUCCACAGACACAAAGGAAGAAAAGGCCAUCACUUUCAUUGGAGCUCUCAGAAUCCCGGGUGUAAUUGAGUUCUCCAUGUGUCUCUUCUUUGCCAAGCUUGUAUCCUACACAUUUUUGUACUGGCUACCAAACUACAUUGCAAACAACAGUGGGUAUUUCUUUAAAAAGAGGAUAAAUAAGUAUACAAGGUAUGAUGUAGGAGGCAUAAGAGGAGGCGUGCUUACAGGUAUCAUUUCGCCUCAUUCACUCCUAUAUAACACGCUAUGCCGCUUAACAAACUUAUGCUUACAAUUUGUUCCACAGCUGUUUAUAUACCAGUUAUUGAGCUCUGCAAGUUUGGGUUUGAGUAUAUUCCUGCUGAUCGUCGUUGGACUUCUAGUAAAUGGACCAUAUGCUUUGAUCACAACGGCAGUGUCUGCUGACCUGGGCACCCACGAUUCUCUCAGAGGCAAUGCUAAAGCUCUUGCCACAGUGACUGCUAUUAUUGAUGGCACUGGCUCCAUAGGAGCUGCAGUUGGACCACUAAUUGCUGGACCUGUAUCAGAACUUGAUUGGAACUACGUCUUCUAUAUGCUUAUGGUAGCAGACGUUCUAGCUCUUCUUCUUUUGACACGACUCGUUAUAAAUGAGCUUCGGCAAUGGCGACAACGGCGUAGACAAAACUAUCACCAUUCUCUCUGAAGAUGGUAGCAAAGUUUAUAGAUUUAUUCCAAUAUAAAUGUAAUACUUUACAUUAAAAAAAAUUGUACAGUGUAGCAUAUUAAUUUUAUAGGAAGUGUAAUGAGUAGUAACUAGUAGUCAUAGUUAUAUUUUAUUUAUGUAUGAUACAUAUUGUAGAAACUAGAUGGAUGAAAACAGUUUGAUCAGCUGUUGUUUAUUUCCUGAAUCUUUUAUUUUAAGUGCAUAAAAAGCAUAUACAAUGGACCCUCGAAUUUCGUAAUUAAUCCGUUCCAGAGUCAGACGAAAGGCAAAAUUUAUGAAUGGUGAAACCAUUUUCCCUAUGAGAAAUAAUGUAAAUCCAAUUAAUCCAUUCCAGACACCCAAAAGUACAGUAUUAACAAAAAUAUUUUUUUUACAUUAAUAUAGAUCUACAUACAGAAAACAAUGAAACAUCACGUAUAAAACAAUAAUAACAUCACACUUGCCUUUAUUGAAGACUCUUGUUGGUGUAUGGAAGACAGGAAGAGGGGAGAGGAUGGAGAAGUUACACUAUUCACAAAUAACCCGCACAUAAAAGAGAGAAGCUUACGACGACAUUUCGGUCCGACUUGGACCAUUGACAAAGUCACACUAACAGAGGUGGAGCAGGACGGCUAUAUAUAGGCAGGAAGAGGUGGAGGUAGUAGUAGUAGUAGUAGUUAGUGUGACUUUGUCAAUGGUCCAAGUCGGACCGAAACGUCGUCGUAAGCUUCUCUCUUUUAUGUGCGGGUUAUUUGUGCAUCGUUCCAGUCACGGUAUUGUGCCUUUUUGUUAUUUAAGUUACACUAUUGUUUGGAUGAGGAAUCCCCUUUCCAUAAAGACUUAGGUACCAAGCCCUUAUCUGGGGUUACAUCCCUUCUUUGUUUUUUAAUGGCACUAGGACCAGCUCGAGUCACUGGACCCUUGUUGCACAAAAAAACUGUCCAGAGCUCUUGCAGUUCUACCCUCUACCACAAUCAUUACCACCCUCUACCAUGAUCACUACCACUACCACCCUCUACCACCAUCACAACCACUACCACCCUCUACCACUAUCACUACCACCCUCUACCACCACCACUUUCGUAUUUUUCUACAAACUUUUUCCAUAAUUCUGUUGUGUUUCUCACUUUCUUUACCAAAGGGCUGGCACUAGAAGCUUUCUUUGGGCCCAUGGUGGCUUGUUAGCAGUUGCAAGCACAAAAAAGAAUGGAAUAUUACGAAAUGUAUUGUAUGAACACGUGAGGUGAUGGUCACUUGCCAAUAAAUAAUGCCACACUGACUGGGAAUGGUGUGUGGGGCGCCUUUGUGUGGUGUGGAUGCUGGGAGGCCGCUCAUACAUGUUCCAGACAACCGACGAAUGACGAGGCAAAUUACAAACCGUGAGGCAAUAUUUUGACAAAAAAAAGUUCUCGGAAGGCGAAAUUUACAAAUCACGAGGCUUUAGAAACUCGAGAGUCCACCGUACGGUGGUACUUCGGUUUAUGUCUGCUUUGGAAUAAGUCCAACUUGGUAUACAUCCUGUUUGGACACGAAAAUCUUUGCUUGGUGUACGACCUUUGUUUGGAAUAUGACUCACGUGCUAGAACUUGUAUGGUCAAAAUGAGUCAUGACACUGCUCGCUACUCUUGUUUACCUCUCUAGAGACAAAGCCACAACUGCCCACUAAUGUCAGUUUGCCCUUUGCUACCAUUCAAUGAACAACCCAUGCUGUAAUUCUGUGAAUUUUCAUGUGAUUUUGUUUUUUCGUAUAAAUUUUUAGUAAAUUAAUUAACCCCCUAACACGACUCCUCUCAUUCUGCCCAUGGAUCAGCAAGUCAGAAAAGAGAAAGGGACUCUCCUUCCAAACAAUAACAUUUCCUCCUCCUCCCUAGUAGGCACUCGAAUCUUUUCAGCAAAGUAAAGUGAGGUUAAAUUUGCACUUAUUUCAUCUAAUUCUUUUGUAUUUAUGUAUGUAUUUUAGUAUUAAGGAGUGUUUAAAUUACUUAUACAGGCACCAUCCAACUUAUGACCGAGUUCGGUUCCGACAAACCGGUCCUAAGUCGAAAAGGACGUAAGUCGAACCUUGCUACAGAAUAUCAACAUCACAUUUUUGAAAUGAGCUUAUUUUAUUUUUUUAUUUUGGUAUUUCAUUUUUUACUUUACUUUUUAUGCUGCUAGUACUGUAUUUUAUACUGAAAAGUUUAGGAUAAACACUGUGUACAACACAAACAGUUGUUUAUUUCCCAGAAAUUUGGCAUAGAAAACACGGCCGUAUGUCGAGCAGGUCGUAAGUCGGAUGGUAGGUGUAUUAGUAUUAAGCAGUGUUUAAAUUAUUUUAUACAACCCCAUCAAUGUAUAAUAUGCCAAUAACAAUAGGAUUUUUUUUCAUGGGAACGGAUUAAUUGUUUUCCCUAUAUUUCUUAUGGGAAAAUUUGUUUAGUAUAUGCCCUGUUUGGUAUAAGUUCAAGGUCCUGGAAUGGAUUAAGGAUGUAUACUGAGGUACCGCUGUAUUAAGACAGCCAUGGACAAGUCAUUGGCCAUACUGCAUUCUAUUUUUAAUUUAUGAACCUAGUACAGUAAUUACACUGUCAGGGCUUGGAUUUUUUUUUUGGGGGGGGGGGGGGGGGUAGGCAUUGUAUGACUCCCCAAUAGUUCAGCAUUUGUCUGUGAAUGUAAUAAUAGUAAAGUAAUGAUAGAUGUACAAAUAUUAAGAAAGACUAUUAUAUCAUUACAGUAUUUAAUUUUUUACUGAAAUUGCACCAAAUACUAAAACCUUCAAUAAGAUAUAAUUUAGAAAUGAAUACAAACAGGUAGGAUCCCUUACCUUUAAAUCCAUCCUCAAUCCUCUGAGAAAUCAGUUGAGGAAAUAAAAAAUUAAUAUUACUAAAAGGAUCCAGAAAACAUUUGGAAACAUUUCUUUAAUGGUAAUUUCUUCUACUAGUUUUAAGGAAAGAUAGUGAAUAGGGAAGUUUAAAUUUACUGUAAAAAUUAACUGGCAUGCAAGAGAUGAAUAUUUUUGUGGCUCUAAAGGCUAUUCAUUCCUUUUCCAGGGAGGUUCCUCGAUGCCAGUGAGGGGUUUUUGAUCCAAGGAAUUAACCAGUCCUUCCCUUCCUUGGAUCGAACCAAAUUGCCUCCCACUCCAAGUUUAAAGAUAUAAAUUUCAUAAACUCUUACCAAGGCUACAUAGAAAUAACAUCAAAUACAAUUAUCACUAUUGCCUUUCUGUUAUGAAAACCAAGGAAUAUGGUUUCUUAUUAAACAAAAGAUAUCAGUAAUGCAGUAAACAAUUUAUUGUAGACAUUUCUUUCAAAUGAGUAAAUGACAUAGUUCAUUGAGUAUCGUUUUUAAUAAAAAAUAUAUUUUGUGCUGAUUAGUGAAGGAAUGUGUAUCAACCAUUGAGAGCCAGUAGGUUGAGGGUAGGAUACUAUUAUUAUUAAUUUUUAUUAUGGGGAAGUGUUAAACCUGUAGUGGUCAUACAAUACCUGCAGAAUAGGAGAUAAUCAGGUUCGAUUCAAGAACAGGUCAGAUUCCUUGGAUCGAGAAUUCUCCAGAGUCAAGGUUUCUCCCUUAACCCUUAAACUGUCCAAAUGUAGAUCUACGUUUACGCGCGUAGCGCUCAGAGCUUGAUUUUCUCCUUAAGAAAGCAAGUAAAAAAAAAAAAUAGAUCUAUGUUCGGAGCGCUACACAAGCAAACGUAGAUCUACAUUUGGAUAGUUUAAGGGUUAAGGGGUGAGGGUAGUAAAGCCUUGUUAAACUCAGUUUUAUCAAGAAUUCAGUGUUCAUAUUGUACACUUAUGGGUAAAAAGUUAGAAUAAUGAGGCUAAGCUGCAAGUCAGGGGUAGUGAAAUAGCUCAUGAGUGUGCACUUAACCCUUGGAGGGCCAGUCACAUACAAGUACGUCGUUGCAGCCAGGGUCGGUCACGUACUUGUAUGCCUAAAUUCUAGCGCCUUCAAAUCUGGUGGAAGAAAGCUGACAGGCCUAUAUAUGGAAGAAAGCUGGCAGGCCUAUAUAUGGAAGAAAGUUGGCAGGCCUAUACAUGAAAGAAUAGGUCUGCAUGGUCAGUGUGCACAGUAUAAAAAAAAUCCUGAAGCGAGCAGUGCAUAAUGAGAAAAAAACCUCCGACUGUGUUUUUGGUUUAAAACAGCGACUUUCUAGUGUAUUUUUGUAUGGUAUUUACGAUUGUAUUCUCGUUUCCUUGGUCUCAUUUGAUAGACUCGAAGAUAUGUUACAGAAAUAGAGAUGAUUUUGAUUAGUUUCACUAUGGCAAGUAUGUACAUACCUUGAAAUUGAGCUCAAAAUAGCGAGAAUGAUAGAUUUUUGCCGAUGUUCAAGAGUAAACAAAUCAUGCCACACGUCCAAUACACAUCAACUGGUGAGUCUAAUAUUCUUUCACAAGUGCGUUGACAUCAUUUAUACCCUUUUUGCAAUGGUGCAGUAGUAUACAUAAUAAAAACCUAUUUUCUGUGAGAAUAAAAAUUCAAAAUGGAAAGCAAAAGUAAUGUAAGAGGGGCCUAGAGAUGUGACUAAUGAACAGAUAAAAUGUUAUUUUAGUGCCAUGAAUGUCUGUCUUGUUUAUUCUGGAUGCUAUUUUGAAAUUGGCAUCUUUCGAAAUUUGUGAAAUUUCCAAUUUCUGACCACUUUAUUGGGUAGUUGAAAUUGGUAAAUGGCAGUUUCUUGUACUUAAUUGAUAGAACAAAUGGAGUUCUAGCAAAAUAGCUAUGAUUUUAGAUGGCUGCAACAUUGGAAUUGGCCAAAAGUAGGGCUCAAAGUGGGCGAAAUCGCCGAUGUGUAAAUAUCGUAGAAACUGCUAACUUCACGAGAGCACAGAAUAAAUAAAUAAUUUUUUUUUUUUUUUUUUUCCAAAAAAUUUUUCAACCCUGAGAACGAGUUUGUGAGAGGGCCUCUUGACCCUCAAGGGGUUAAGUUUGUCAUCACACAUCUGUAAUAAUUUACUUUCCAAAUUUAGCAAGCUUCACGUGGUAUGAUUGUACACAUUUAUUUAUACACACUCAUCUGAGUUUUCUUUGAUUUUAUCUUAAUAGUUCUUGGUCUUAUUAAUUUUCCUUUUAUAUCCAUGGGGAAGUGGAAUAAGAAUCUUUCCUCCGUAAGCCAUGCGUGUUGUAAAAGUCAACUAAAAUGCCGGGAACAAUGGGCUAGUAACCCCUUUUCCUGUAAA
This is a messenger RNA of Cherax quadricarinatus, 6855 nucleotides long. NCBI's taxonomy places the organism in Eukaryota, Metazoa, Arthropoda, Malacostraca, Decapoda, Parastacidae. The record is from RefSeq and is a predicted model, not a curated record.